AUGGAAAAGUGUCGUGAAAAGAGAGAGUGGGGUGAAAAGGUGUUGCGUCUCGGGGGGAAGGUGAGGAUAGAGAAAGUGCUGACCGACAAGGUAGCGCCGGGGUGGAAGGAGAAAAAGGUGCAGGGCGAGGAGAAGGCGCGGGGCGAAGGGAAGGCCAGUGGCGAGAAGAGAUCCCAAGGCAAAGAGAGGGUCUCUAAGGGGGAUGGGCGUGGCUUUAGGAGGGGACGGGGCGAGGGGCAGGCUCGAGAAGAACAGCUCUCCAAGGACCAGGGGAAAGGGCGGGUCGAUAAGGAACGGGUCGAAGAGCUAGGAUGGGUCGAGGAACAGGGGCGCGACAAGGCGGGGAAGCAGAGGGAGGAGCAAACUCCAGGAGAGAAAAAGGGGCGGGGACAGGGAAAGGGGCGGGGCGUGGGGAAGGUCUGGGCCGAGGAUCCGGAGAAGGGAGAGGCUAGAUACAGGACUCGGAACCAGGGUUCGAGCCACGUUGCGCGCUGCCCCGCGAUGUACCCUGCUGGCCCUGCGUGGCCGAAACUCCGAGUCCUGCGGGCGCUGUGGGCACUACUGGCGGUGCUAUUGGCACCGUGGAGGCUGUGGGCGAAGGAGGAUAUCCAGGAGUGUAUCUGGCACGUUGUUCUGGUCAAGUUUGAGGCGGUAGGCGAGGAAGGCAGGAGCGACCGCUUUUUUGAUCUAGAGCCCCUGGAGACGCUGGACAGUGUGUUCAGCCUGCUGGUGGAUGCACCCACCGACCAGAACGAGAAAUACCUGGGCUUCCCAUACUACCUAAAGAUCAACUACUCCUGCAGUGGAGAGUCCUCCAAGGCCCAGGUCCGCAAAGGCCACCUGACAGGGCUGAAGCCCUUGGUGCUGGUGACCUUCCAGUCCCCAGUCAACUUCCAUCGCUGGAAGAUAGAGCAGCUACAGAUCCAGAUGGAGGGAGCCCCCUUCCGCAGCAAAGAGCGGUGCAACGCAGAGGAAGUGUGUGCCAUGAGCUGGUACACGCCCAUGCCCAUCAAGAACGGCAGUGUGGUCAUGUACGUGGAUGUCAGCAGCAAUGGCCUGGGGCCCUUCAUUCAAAAUACAAGGUUUCACGUGAACAUCAACGGCUUCUUGCAGAAACAGCAAGAUAACACACUCCAAUUCACUGUGGGAAAUGAGAUCUUCAAUCUGAUACCCCGAUACUUCAUCAACGUCCCGUCGAGGCCCCUGUGGCACACCGUGGACCAGACACCCGUGCUCAUCCUGGGUGGCAUUCCCGAUGAGAAGUCCAUCCUGCUGACUGACACCAGCUUCACGGACUUCUUUCUCGUGGAGUUGAACAUUGACAGUUGCUGGGUAGGCUCCUUCUACUGCCCUCAGGCCAGUUUCACUGCCACCAUCUAUGACGCCAUUGCCACCGAAAGCACUCUCUUCAUUCGGCAGAACCAGCUCGUCUACUACUUUACGGGCACCUAUGUCACCCUCCACGAGAGCAACCAAGGCAGUGGGAGCUGGGUUCGUGUGUUGGCCAACGAGUGCAUCAAGAAGCUGUGCCCUGUAUAUGCCCAUAGCAAUGGCUCAGAGUACGUCAUGGCCCUCACCACUGGCAAGCGGGAAGGCUACGUCCACUUUGGGACCAUCACAGAUGGCCGCGUGUCCUUCGAGUUGCUGCCCCGGCAGCGGUCUGUGUGCGAAGGGUUACAAGUGAAGAACUGCUCCAUAAUUUGGGCCGUGUUCAUUGCUGGAGACUACAAUCUACUGCUGCUGGUGCAGAUGGAAGACCCCACCACCAGGAAGUAUUUCCAGGUGGUCAGCUACGACCUGGUCGGUAAUUACCUGGCCAUCCUCUACACCAUCCCGGAAUUCAUCCCUGACGCUAGGGGCCUGGAGUUUCUGAUGCUCCUAGGGACAGAGUCUCAUACCACCUUCCUGAUGGUACCCAAGGGCAUGUUCUACAACCAGUAUAGCAACCUGCUGUAUAUCUGGGGCAACUUCCUCCUGCAGAGCUAUAACUAUGAAAACUUCAUCUACCUGGCGGACUUCCCCAAGGAGCAGUCCAUUAAGUACCUGGUCAACUCGUUCCGUGGGGACAUGGCUAUUGUCACAGAGACUGAGGAGAUCUGGUACCUCCUGGAAGGCAGCUACCGGAUGUACAAGCUGUUCCCAUCCAGGGGCUGGGAGGUGCACAUCAACCUACAGGUGAUGCACCAGUCCUCCGUCUACACCCCCAAUGAGACCAUGGUCACCCUCUUCUACGAAGACACCAAGCUGUACCAGCUAGUGUAUCUGAUGGAAAACCAGCAGGGCCAGCUUGUCAAGAGGCACGUGCCCGUGGAGCAGCUCUUGAUGUACCAGCAGCUCAGUAAUCACUACUUCUUUGAGCGGCAAGGGAGCCACCUGACGCUCUCCUUCACCAACUUCUGUCCGUUCUCGGUGAUGCGCCUGCGGGACCUGCCCAACCCUCAAGUCUACUCGCGCCAGGAGCGCUACCAGGCGCGUCCGCCGCGCGUAGUGGAGCCCUCGGGCUUCCACAGCGAGAACUCGCUCGCAGUCUACCAGGGGCUCGUCUAUUACCUGCUUUGUCUGCACUCCAAGUACCACAAGCCGUACGCCGACCAGGUGCACGACUCCACCUGGCGCUGGUCGAACAAGAAACAGGACCAGGAUUACUACUUCUAUCUGGCGAGCAACUCGCAGAGCCCGGGGAACGUGUACAUUGACAUGGCCAGCUACGAGAAGAUCUACAACCUCAAGGCCGACUACGAGCUGCCCGAGCGCAUCUUCCUGGACAAGGGCACCAGCUACGUCUUCUCCGUCUUCCUGAGGGUCGGGGGGCAGUCGCUGGAGUUCACACCCGAGCGCGUGCUCACCUCCGAAGAGCUGAAGAGCACAGUGGAUCUGGGCGUGGUGCUGGCCGACCCGGGCUGCAUUGAGGCGGUGGUGAGACAGAAGUUCUUCAUUAACCGCAACUCGGUGCUUUUCCGGGUUACGCUCAGUGAUAAAAGGUCUUGCUUUGACCAGGGCCUUAGUGGACAUCACCUCUUGGAGACCUCCAUGUUGCUCAAGGUGGCGGGCGCGGUCGGACAUUGCUUCCAGAACACACACCAGGGACCCCGCAUGCAAGGCAACUUGAUGGUCCCAGUGCUUAUCGGCUGCCCUCCGGGCAAGCGCCUGGCCUUCGACGUCACCUACACCCUGCAAUACAAUCGUCUGCAGAACAAACACUACUUUGACUGCGUGAGGGUGGACCCCGAGAUGCCCUGCUUCCUCUUUCGUGAUGUCUUCUACCCUUUCUUCUUGAUCCAAGACUUGGUGACGGGAGAUUCGGGCAGUUUUCAGGGCAGCUAUGUGCUGAAGGUGGUAGGCGGCGGGCCCACCCUGGACACCAUCAGGGAAUACAGCGAGGAGGAGAUUUACCGCUUCAACAGCCCCUUGGACAAGACUCACAGCCUCAUCUGGACCACCAAGAACACAACGACCACCAAGGACUCGGCCUUUAACAUCAUGUCCCAUCAGAGCUUGGGCAUCGAGUGGCUGUGUCUGGAGAACUCCCCAUGCUAUGACACCAUUCCCCAUACCAUCUUUGCCCCUGAGUUCUUCUUCAAGGUGCUGGUGAGCAACAGAGGCGUGGACAAGAGCACAUACUGUGACUACCAGCUCAUCUUCCUGCUGCACAUCCACGGUCUGCCACUCAGUGCCGAGCGGGCCUUCUUCAUCCUCAUGGUGUCAUCCAGCGUGUUCAUCGGUCUGGUGACCCUCUACAUCAUCUUCUGCCUCCUGUUGCCUGUUAUGGUGAAGGCCUGGAACAGCCUCCGCUGGAAGAUCAACAACAUCAUCAUGUCAGAGUCCUACUACACCUACGCUUCCCCUUCUAGAAAUUGCAGUGGGACAUCUGAGACCAGAUCCACGGUCAGCUCCAGAGUCGGCUCCAGUGCCAGUUCCAAAGUGGCAGAGGCGAACCAGCGUGCACCUGAGCAAACCUGGAAGAAGAAGCCGUUGGUCACCUGAGCCACUUGCCUGCCCCCAUCUCCACCCGUGCUCUUUCCUCACUUCCUGGGCCACCUUGGAAAUGCAUCUAUCACCCAUCCCAGGCCCUUUUUUGUUUUGCGUCAAUUUUCACUUCUUCAGACCUAAAUCCUCGUUUCAGGAUUAGCCGUGGGCCCUUGGAAGGACUCACGUUCAGUUAGUUUGUACCACACAGCCAUGUAGGUCAUUAAAGUCAAAAUCCUUCUGGGCCACCUG
This is a messenger RNA of Leopardus geoffroyi (Geoffroy's cat), 4218 nucleotides long. RefSeq names its product cation channel sperm associated auxiliary subunit gamma (gene CATSPERG). The record is from RefSeq and is a predicted model, not a curated record. Bases 1 to 3984 code for a protein of 1327 amino acids. Gene Ontology annotation, cellular component: CatSper complex; motile cilium; sperm principal piece. The transcript is spliced from 29 exons. NCBI's taxonomy places the organism in Eukaryota, Metazoa, Chordata, Mammalia, Carnivora, Felidae.